This is a messenger RNA of Papaver somniferum (opium poppy), 1503 nucleotides long. Its product is annotated as tryptamine hydroxycinnamoyltransferase 1-like. The record is from RefSeq and is a predicted model, not a curated record. The transcript has a single exon. NCBI's taxonomy places the organism in Eukaryota, Viridiplantae, Streptophyta, Magnoliopsida, Ranunculales, Papaveraceae. Gene Ontology annotation, molecular function: acyltransferase activity, transferring groups other than amino-acyl groups. The coding region runs from base 1 to 1386 and encodes 461 amino acids.
AUGGCAAAUGCAUUGAUCACCAGUGCCAUCUUGAAGCACUAUUCCUCUUCUUUAACUUCAUCUACUGUCGACGAAAAAUCUGCUAAUAUCCAUUCUCAUGAAAUAGUUCCACUGACAAUCUUUGAUAAAGCUACUCAUGAUUGUCAUGAAGACGUGUAUCUUGUAUUUAAACCACCUAUGCCACCAAAUGAAGUCUUGAAAGAUGCACUCUCAAAAGUUCUUGUUUAUUACCCACACUUGGCUGGAAGGUUCGUAACUGAUAAUCUUGGCCGAACAUGUAUCGUUCUAAACAAUGCCGGUGUUCGCAUAACUGAAACUUACAUUCCUACCACACUGGUCGAACAACUCCCAUUCGAUGCAUCAAAAGAUGGUAGUCAUCUUAUUCCAUCUGUUAAAGUAGUCGAAGAGUUGUGUCAAGUUCAACUAAAUCGUUACAAGUGCGGUGGCCUAGUUUUAGGCUUCACUCCUCAUCACCGCGUUGCUGAUGGCCAAUCCAUCUUAGGUUCUUUCUUUGUUUCGUGGUCUAGAAUGGUCCGUGGUCUUACCAUAGAAUUAGCUCCUUAUCAUGACCGUUACGCUAUUUCUCAACCAAGAAACCCACCUAGGGUUGAAUUUGAUCAUGGUUCAAUUGAAUUCCAAAAGAGCACUAUUAAUCUCGACAACACCGUAGUGUUUUUAUCGUCUUCAGUUGAAACUGUGAUUGUUAAUUACUCUGUUGAGUUUAUAAACAAGCUUAAAGAUAUAGUCAGUAAUAACCAAGAUCAAAGAUACAGUACUUUCGUGUGUUUGCUUUCUCAUGUAUGGAAAAAGGUAACUCAAGCUAGAGGACUUGGACUAGAAGAAUCAAGCCAGGUGAGGAUAGCAGUAAAUGGAAGACAGCGAAUAUCUGAACCAGCAGUACCCAUGGAGUAUUUUGGCAACUUAGUACUUUGGGCUUAUCCAAGAUUGAAGGUGAAGGAACUAGUGCAUGAGAGUUGUGCAUAUAUUGCCAAAUCGAUCCGUGAUGAAGAAAAUAGUGUCAGUGAUAGGUACUUCAAAUCAUUCAUAGAUUUUGGCGCAACAAUACUCCAAGGUGGCAGAGAUAGUGAUGAAAGUGACGAGUUGCAACAGACGACACCUGAGUUAGGAAGUUCGCUAUGUCCAAAUUUGGAAGCGGAUAGCUGGUUGGGGUUUCAGGUUCAAGAUAUUGAUUUCGGUAGUGUUGGUCCUUGUGCAAUAUUUCCGCCCAGUAUCCCGUUUGAGGGCUUAGUGGUUUUUAUACCUGCAGGCACUGAAGACGGUGGUGUGAAUGUAAAACUUACACUAUUCGCCGAGCAUGCUAGUAUCUUUAAGAAGAUUGCUCACGUCGUUGAUGGAAAACUCACCCCGACUGAGAUUGAAUCUUGAAAUGUUUGCAUUUUCUUUUUUCUUUGUUCAAUAAUGCUGUAUUAAAAAAAUGUUUGGGCUGGAAUGCUCAAAUGUAAGACGUUUAAGACUUUUGAAAUAACUAAAUAAGCGUAGAUU